AUAUCUUGGGUAUGAGUAAAAGAAAGAUGUCAAUUCCUGCAAGAACACUGAGAAAGAAACGUUUCCAAGCUGGGAAGGACCAGAAUACAGACACGAUGGAAAUAGAAUGCAACACUGCGACUGAAAGACAAGGCACAGAGGGAAUUGCCAUGGAACCUGGAGAGGAUGAAGAACCAGUAACCAUAAACCACAAUCUGGAAUGUAAAAAACAAAGAACCGAUCUGGAUGUAUCAGCAGUAGAGGAAAAAGGCAGAGUGAAUGGAUCUCAGGAAGGAGAACAGUUAUCAUUUCCACUUUCCCAGAAUUCAGCUGGAAGAUAUGUCCCCGUCUUUCCAAAGCCAAAAAAUCGACUUGCGCGCAGUGAUUCAUUGAAGAAUGUUCUGCAGAAGACAAGCAAAGAGAGCUCAAACAUCAGUAAAACGGAAGGAGAUGACAGAUCUCAUGGUGUGGUCCUCGAGGGUUCAGGAUUCAGUCUGGCUACUACCAAACACCAAGAGCAGACAUCGCAACAGCCUUCAGAACAGUUUGCCUCUGACGCAAGUCAGCUCGAUUCUAAAGUGUCAGGGAACAUGCAGCAGGAGAUUUUUACAGAUGACAACUGCAUUCAACAAGGAAGCAACAACUGUGUAUCACAUUCAACAAUGCAAGUGGGAACAGACUUUGUAGAUCAUUCCAUUGAAGGGCUAAUGUGCUACUCCAAUCCCAUAAAUCCUGAUGUUACUGAAGGAAAGAAUAACAGUAGCAAACUGGGCAGCCAUCAAUAUGAAAUGGAUGCACUUUGCAGCACUCCAAUCCCAGUAGCUCAUAGCACAGCAUUUGAGCCAUUAACUCAAACAGAGUGCAAAACACAGAACUUAAGCACCUCUAUCUCCGGGGGAGAGCCUAACAAUGAACUGUUGCACCAUUUUAGCCAGGAAACAAUUGAUAAAGUGCCAGUCACCCAUGAGGAAGUAGCAUCCCAAAAUAAACAAUCAAAGUGGGCUCUCGUAAUUAGUAAGAAUGCUGACAAAAAUGUUGAAAGCAGUGUGCUUGCCCCUGAAGAAUUAAAGGACAUUACUUGUAUAGAGGAGACUCGUCAUGUAGUAUGUGAAGUCUCAGAGGCUAACAAACAAGAACAAGAACUGCUUGUGCAAAUGAAUAUGACUGGUGACCUAAAGGGGACAAAAUGUUCACAGCCUGUUGGCCUUUCACUUGAUACUAAUGCUGAAAAUCAGCUGGAGACCUACAACACUAAUUCUCAGCCUAACAUAAUGGACAAGUGUCAAAUUAAUUCUCAGCCUGAUGUAAGGGAUAAAUGUGGGAAUGUAAAUGCGAAAAUGCCAGAGUCGCCCAACUCGGUGAGAAAUCGUCUCUUGAUGAACUUUGAAUCUCAAAAUGGCUCUAACAGCAACUGGUCUGACAUGAAUGUUCCAGCCCCCUCUAUGAUCGACCGUCUAAUUCUCCACAGAGACUCAGGCGGUCAAGAUGUUAAACUUCAAGAGCAGCUGAGCCAAUGCUUUUCAGAAGUUAAAAGGACGGAGAGUGUGUCUGAGAUGCAUCCCAGUGAUCAAGCAGAAACGGACAUAGCCGGAAGCCAUGAACAUCAGGAGAUCACCCAGAAUUCUUAUGAAACCAUUCAUGUUUGUGGAGAUAAUAUAGAGGGGUGUAAUUCCAUAAAUUGCCACAGUGCUGAUGAAGAAACAAAACUGCUAAUCCAGGAAGCAUUAAGUGAAAACCAUGACAGUGGUGCUAUAUCAACGGACACUGGAGACCAGAAGUGUGAUUCAUUUGGACAAGGCAGACCAGGAGAACGAUGUGUUGGAUCUAAUGAGUCAACCCUUUUUGGAACUCAGUUGGCCAACUCAGCACUCAUUUGUUCGGAGGCCGAUGUGUCCAAAAGCCCUGUGGCUUUUAAGGUGUGUGCGGAAAACAGCAAUGGUUCUGUGCGGGAUGUAGAUUUGGAAAGAGGAUCACAAAUCUCAGAGAAAACACUGCAAAAUAUAAAUAUCAACCUUUCGCAAACACCUGCCCAUCCUGCCAACAAUGAAGAAGUUAUUCCUGAUAUUGAAGUAAAUAGUUAUCAGAUACAUGUUAGUGAUAAAUGUAAUGGAAAAGGAACAGAGGAUGCAGGAGACCAGAUAAUCAAUAACAUGUCAUUGGCCACCACUAAAGAAGUCAUUUAUAAUAAAUUGUCAUCGCAGGCUAACCAGGGCUUCCAGAUUGGAUGCCACAUGAGUGCCAUCGAAGAUUCAGGUGCGGUAGAUUUAAACAGAAAGGAAAUUCAGCAGGAUGUCAGCAGUGAAACAAAGAACGAGGACGUUACAACAUCUUCGCAGAUAUCUGGCGAUGGAAUAGACGGUGAUGUUGGUUGUCCUCAAGAAGAAAAGAAACAGAAUCAAGAUGGAGGAAGCAUGGAGUGUGGGGGUGUGAACAGAGAUGAGAAUGAUAUUGCAGAAGAACACAGAGUCCAUCUUAAGGAGGAAGAUGUAGAUAAGUCUGAUAUGUUUAAUCAGACGUUUUUUUCUGUGGAAGAGAUGGAUUUGCAAGUGAGUUGUGACCUGGCAGCUGGAGACAAGAAUACGUUACCUAGAAGUGGUCAAAAUCUAACAACCAUUUCAGUAGCUUCCUCGCAACAUCAAGCUGAGGAUUUCACAGUAAGGCAUGAUGGAGACCUUUCAAUGACGUUACCAACUUCAAGUGUUGAAUCAGCAGCUGCUGCUUCAGUUCAUAAGAAAGCCAACACAGAAAGUAAUGAUAAUGUUGAAGAAUGUAAGGGCUACAGUUUGUCGAUGGCACAUGAGAGAUCCUCCACUAUGGCUCAGGAGAGGGUUAAUUCCCAACAUGUGACAGCAUCUUGGACUGUGAAACAAAAGGAUGAAAGUGAGCAAACUGCACACCACAGUACCAAUUGUGAGGUGAAUGAUUUUAUUAACAAUUAUUAAUAAUUUUCCUAUAUUAUACACCUUCAGCCAUAAUCCCUCAAAGUCCUCUGUGAAAAAGUAUGACAUUUUUCUGACACAAACCACAUGCAAAAAUACAGCUAUUGAUUGGAUCCAUCUCCAUAUCUUCAAAUCAAUGAAGCUUAAU
This is a messenger RNA of Leucoraja erinaceus (little skate), 3066 nucleotides long. RefSeq lists its product as uncharacterized. The coding region runs from base 12 to 2921 and encodes 969 amino acids. The transcript is spliced from 5 exons. The record is from RefSeq and is a predicted model, not a curated record. NCBI's taxonomy places the organism in Eukaryota, Metazoa, Chordata, Chondrichthyes, Rajiformes, Rajidae.